This is a messenger RNA of Colletotrichum higginsianum IMI 349063, 1095 nucleotides long. Its product is annotated as Integral membrane protein. The coding region runs from base 1 to 1095 and encodes 364 amino acids. The record is from RefSeq and is a predicted model, not a curated record. The transcript has 5 exons. NCBI's taxonomy places the organism in Eukaryota, Fungi, Ascomycota, Sordariomycetes, Glomerellales, Glomerellaceae.
AUGUCAACUUCAGUUCCGCCGCAGCGGGCCGAGGAGAACAAGGGGCCGACCGCCAUCGGCAUCGUCAUCUCCGUCUCGGUCCUCAGCACCCUCUUUACGGCAGCAAGACUCUUCGUGAGGGGCAAGAUCCUGGGCAAAUUCCAUCUGAAUGACUAUCUGAUCGUUGCAUCCGUACUGUGUGGUUGGAUCAAUGUCGGGACCGCCAUCGCCGCUGUCUCGUACGGCAACGGGCGACACUUCGACGUGCUGACUCUCGAGCAGAAGUCUGGCGCCAUUCUCUGGACCAUCGCCGGCUUCGCUCCCGGCGUCAUGUCGUUCGGCCUCCCCAAGAUCGCCGUCGUUGCUCUGCUUACCCGGAUCAUGAACCCCAGCAGGUGGCACGCGUUAUUCCUGUGGUGUCUAUCCAUCUUCUGCCUUGUCAACUUGUUAGGGUGUGUCAUCAUUCUCUUUGCUCAAUGCCAGCCAUCGCACUCGCAAUGGGACUUUUCUGUUGAGAAGACGUGCUGGGACAAGUGGAUCUUGGUUUACUUCGCCAUCUAUUCUGGAGGGUUUUGCGCUUUUGUAGACAUCUACCUUGCUGUAUACCCUGUCUUGGUGCUUGCACGGUUGCAGAUGCGCACGAGGAAGAAAGUAGCGUUGAGCAUUGCGCUCGGCAUCGGAUCAGUCUCCGCAAUUGUUGCCAUCUACAAGUGUACCCGACUACCGAGUCUUGCUAGCCCCGACUUUUCUUGUCGGUACCGCAGCGUCGAGGGUAGCACGAUGAUCAUCGCCGCCUGCAUCCCCGUCCUCCAACCCCUCGGCGAGCUCAUCUUCGGCAAACGCAUGUUCAGCUCCGGCGGCGGACGAUACACAUACGAAAACUACGGUUCGGGGCCCGGCGGCCGAGUGCGAUCCGACAUCGAGAUGUCUCGCUCCCGCGACGCCAGGAAGCGAGCUGCUGCGAGACAACGGGCCGAAGCGACCGUAUUCAAUGACGCCACCACCACGACGAUCACGGGGAAGGGAAGCCAAGAGAGCAUUCUCGGGCGGGAGACCUCAGGAGGCAAGAUCAUGAGGACGGACGUCUUCAGCAUCAAGAUCGAGCCGAGCACGUAA